UAAAGUCAGAAUGAGUUGGGGAAGAAGCAGAUGUUGGGAGGAAGAGGCAGACAUUAGGAAGGACAUGGAGGAAGUGGCUCUAGUGGCCCAAACACCUGAGACAGGAUACCCAGGAGGGACAUCUUUUCAAGAGGAGACUGUGCUUAGCAUGGACUGGGCUGAAGUCUAAGACCCCCGGCUGUUAACAACUGGGUCCAGGAUCAUGUCUGCUAACAAAGGCUGGUGGGUGCCACCUGAGGGCGAGGACAGCGUGUCUGAGAAGUUCCUAAGGAAGACCAGGGACUCUCCAUUGGUACCCAUAGGCUUGGGAGGCUGCCUGCUGGUGGCAGCAUACAGAAUUUAUCGGCUGAAAGCUCGUGGUUCCACCAAGAUGUCCAUACAUCUGAUUCACACCCGAGUGGCAGCACAGGCCUGUGCUGUGGGUGCAAUCAUGCUAGGCGCUGUGUACACGAUGUACAGAGAUUACAGCAAGAGGACGGCACAGGACACUGGGGAGAAGUAGUGCUCCUGAGGGGGCUGGGUGGCCUGACCCCCUCCUCAGCCUCUGAAUGUGCCUAAUAAACCAGUAAUGAGGAAA
Molecule: messenger RNA, 577 nt
Organism: Ictidomys tridecemlineatus (thirteen-lined ground squirrel)
Lineage: Eukaryota; Metazoa; Chordata; Mammalia; Rodentia; Sciuridae
Gene: Higd1b
Product: HIG1 hypoxia inducible domain family member 1B
Biological process (GO): mitochondrial respirasome assembly
Cellular component (GO): mitochondrion
Source: RefSeq, a predicted model, not a curated record